Vicia villosa (hairy vetch) is the source of this 2493-nucleotide messenger RNA. Its product is annotated as pentatricopeptide repeat-containing protein At2g44880. The record is from RefSeq and is a predicted model, not a curated record. Gene Ontology annotation, molecular function: RNA binding; protein binding. Gene Ontology annotation, biological process: RNA modification. The transcript has a single exon. Bases 166 to 2007 code for a protein of 613 amino acids. NCBI's taxonomy places the organism in Eukaryota, Viridiplantae, Streptophyta, Magnoliopsida, Fabales, Fabaceae.
CUUACAAAUACAAUCUCUUCACUUUCCCUCAUUAGAGACACCCACCACCGCGCCAAAAACUUUUGCACCAUGGUGAUCACCAACAUACUCCUCUUUCUUGUGUUCAAAUAAUCUCAUUUUAUAACAAUCACAUUCAUAACACACUCUUUUCAAAAUUGAGUCACAAUGAGCAUACCUAUGGUUGAAAAAACCAUUAUCAAGUCACAACAAACACUAUGGAGCAUCACAGAAAGAAAAUGCUUACACCUACUUCAAACCAAAACCAAAACCUUCAAAACCCUCCUUCAAAUCCACGCUUUCAUUCUCACAAACUCCCUCCACAACAACCUCAACCUCCUCACCAAGUUCAUCUCAUCUUGCACCUCACUCGCCUCUUCCACCUCCCGCAAAACCCACGCCAUCAAAAUCGUUCAACACGCCCGUCGUUUCUUCGACCACACGUCACCCAAUAACCGCGACGAGUUUCUCUGUAAUACUAUCAUUAACUCCCAUUUAUCCAUUCGUCAGUUUGAUCAUUGUUUUACCCUCUACCGGUCUUUUUGUAAAGAUGGAUUUUUUAUGCAAAACUCUUAUAUGUUUACUUCGAUUUUAAAGGGUUGUGGAGCUUGUGAUGGUGUGAAGGAAGGUUUGGAGGUUCAUGGGGUUGUUUUGAAAAAUGGGUUUUGUUUUGAUUUGUAUGUGGGGACUAGUUUGGUUGAUAUGUAUGUGAAAUUUGGGGAGGUGGGUUGUGCGAGGAAGGUGUUUGAUGAAAUGUCUGUGAGGAGUUUGGUUUCGUGGACUGCGGUUAUUGUUGGGUAUUGUAGGAAGGGUGAUAUGAGGGAGGCGAGGAAGCUUUUUGAUGUGAUGAGUGAUAGAGAUGUUGCGGUUUUUAAUGUGAUGAUUGAUGGGUAUGUGAAGAUGGGGUGUAUGGAUUUGGCGAGGGAGGUUUUUGAUGAGAUGGGGGAGAGGAAUGUUAUUUCGUGGACUAGUAUGGUUCAUGGUUAUUGUGAGGAUGGGGAUGUUGAUUCUGGUAGGGUUUUGUUUGAUUGUAUGCCGGAGAAGAAUGUGAUGAGUUGGAAUGCGAUGAUUAGGGGGUAUUGUUUGAAUAGACGGCCGCAUGACGCGUUGAAGUUGUUUUGUGAGAUGAGAGGGAAUGUGGAUGUGGAAAUGAAUGAAGUGACUGUUGUGAGUGUUCUUCCUGCUGUUGCUGAUUUGAGUGCUUUGGAUUUGGGUGAGUGGAUUUAUGGGUUUGUGCAAAGGAAGCAGCUUGGCGAAUCUAUUCAUGUGUGUAAUGCGUUGGUUGAUAUGUAUGCGAAAUGUGGGGAGAUAGGAAAAGCGAAAUUGGUUUUUGAGGAGAUGGGGGAAAGAGAUACAGGUUCUUGGAAUGCUUUGAUAAACAGUUAUGGAGUCAAUGGAUGUGCGAAGGAAGCGUUGGAGGUGUUUGAUGUUAUGUUACGGGAAGGAUUUGAACCGAAUGAGAUAACUAUGACUAGUGUGUUAUCUGCUUGCAACCAUUGCGGUUUGGUAGAGGAAGGAAGAAGAUGCUUCAAAGCGAUGAAGAGAUUUCAAAUUGUGCCUCAGAUUGAGCAUUACGGUUGUAUGGUUGAUCUUCUAGGAAGGGCUGGAUGUUUGGAUGAGGCUGAGAGUUUGAUUCAGGCCAUGCCUUACGAUGCUAACGAGAUAAUAUUGACUUCGUUUCUGUUUGCUUGUUGUUACUUCGAAGAUGUUUCAAGGGCUGAAAGAGUGCUUAAAGAGGCAGUGAAAACGGAGAAGGAAGGUGCUGGAGAUUACGUGAUGUUGAGAAAUCUGUAUGCUACAGAACGACGGUGGGCUGAUGUGGAGGAUGUUAAACAAAUGAUGAAGAAAAAAGGAUCAAAUAAAGAGGUUGCUUGGAGUGUUAUUGAGGUCGAUGGUAGAUUUAGAGAGUUUGUGGCAGGUUAUUACUUGCAUUCGCAUUCGCAUCUGGAAGCUAUUCAGUUAACAUUGGCACAGCUAUGGAAGCAUAUGAAAGUUGAAACAGUUUAUUGAAAUUUGAAAGACGACAAAAGUUGAAAGAGCGAGGUUAAAACGAAGUUAAAUUUUGAAAAGAAAGGAAUUUCAUGACAACACCAAAGAAAGGGAUGCCCGAUCAAAUCAUGUAUCAACAUCUGGGGGAGUUCACUCUAAUACCCUUAAGAAGUUUAAGGAAACAGCCGAAACGUACCUAUCGAUGACUUGUGGAACCUAGAGCUCACAGCGCAAACCACAUUAUUGGAAUUUAGUUCACUGUCUUGAGUAUUUCAUCAAAAGUGAGUAUGAUUGAAGAGGCAACUCUGUCACUGAUGAUGCAGAAGAUGAGUUCCUGUUGUGACUUGUGUGUCAAUGAUUCUGGCCAUAGGCUAUUAAGGACAGUUGUUGCUCUGGCCAUGUACUAGUUGAAAAGUCUCAAUUGAUGAAUGAAUGUUAUUUUCAGUUUGGUUAUUACUUUAAUAAUCCUUGUUUUUUUGCCUUAACCUACAAAACUCUUCUCCGACU